CCAGACCCAGAAAAACAAAGAGGAAUAAAUAGUAAUAAUAAUAAAGGCAUAACGCAGGAAGGAGCCAUCCAUGAUCCAUCCACCAGCAUAGCUGGCCCAUUAUUGGCAUUGCAUAUUUGCAUCUCCUCCCUCCCACAUCAUCCAGGUCAAGGUCUCCAAUCUACCUACCGUCACCCUCUCUCCAGCGGGCUCAACCUCCAUUGCUGCAAGCAGAGUUUUGCUGACCUGAGUGCCCGGACUGAAGGCCCCUUCGUAGUCCGCCAGGGAGUCUCCAGCAGCAGAGAUGGCAGAAGCUGUGCUCCUUGCUCUCGCAAAGAUUGGUAGUGUUUUAGCAGAUGAAACUGCCAAGGCCAUGCUGGCCAAACUAUGUGAAAAGGUUAAUAAUUUGAGGGACCUGGAAGCCAAGAUCGAGCAAAUAAGGAUGCAACUGUCAGCCAUGAACAGUGUUAUACGAAAGAUUGGUACGGUAUACCUAACUGAUGAAGUUGUCAGGGGUUGGAUUGGGGAAGUCCGAAAGCUGGCCUACCGUGUUGAGGAUGUAAUGGACAAGUACUCAUAUCACACACUUCAAAUGGAGGAAGAAUGGUUCCUGAAGAAGUAUUUCAUUAAGGGAUCACAUUAUGUCUUAGUUUUUAGUCAAAUAGCAGAGGAGGUGGUCAAGAUCGAGAAGGAGAUCCAGAAUGUUAUAGAACUUAAAAAGGAGUGGUUGCAUCAUUCACAGCUUGCUCCUGACCAGUUUAUGGAGAUGGAAAGACAACGGUCCCAAGACAGCUUCCCCCUACUCGUCAGAGAUGAAGAUCUUGUGGGGAUUGAAGAUAACAGGAAAACACUCACAGAAUGGCUGUAUUCUGAUGAGCUUGACAGCACGGUGAUAACUAUAUCAGGUAUGGGCGGACUUGGAAAAACUACCCUUGUUACAAAUGUUUAUGAACGUGAAAAAAUCAACUUUCCUGCUUCUGCAUGGAUGGUUGUGUCCCAGACCUACACUAUGGAUGCUCUGCUUAGGAAGUUACUCAUGAAGCUUGGUGGUGAACAGCAGGUGUCACCUAAUAUUGACAAAUUGGACGUGUAUGAUUUGAAAGAAAACAUAAAGCAAAGGCUCAAAAAUAGGAAAUGUUUAAUUGUAUUGGAUGAUGUCUGGGAUCAGGAGGUGUACCUCCAAAUGUCUGAUUCAUUCCAAAAUCUCCAGGCAAGUCGCAUCAUCAUCACAACAAGGAAGAAUCAUGUGGCUGCUCUUGCUGACCCAACACGUCGCCUUGAUCUCCAGCCUCUGAGCAACACUCAUGCAUUUGAUCUCUUCUGCAGGAGAACAUUCUAUAACAAGAAGGACCACACAUGCCCCACUGAUCUUGUGAAGGUUGCUACUUCUAUAGUAGAUAGGUGCCAGGGCUUGCCACUAGCAAUUGUAUCGAUAGCUAGCCUAUUAUCUUCGAGGCCACGGACAUAUUACAUUUGGAAUCAAAUGUACAAUCAGCUUCGAAGUGAGCUAUCAAACAAUGAUCAUGUCCGAGCAAUUUUAAACCUGAGCUACCAUGAUCUAUCUGGAGACCUCAGAAAUUGCUUCUUGUACUGCAGCCUCUUCCCUGAAGAUUACCCUAUCUCACGUGAGAGCCUUGUGAGGCUUUGGGUUGCAGAAGGCUUUGUGGUUAGCAAAGAAAACAACACAUCGGAGGAGGUGGCUGAGGGAAACCUCACGGAACUAAUCCACCGCAAUAUGCUGGUAAUAGUGGAAACUGAUGAGCAGGGAAGGGUGAGUACUUGUACAAUGCAUGAUAUCGUGCGAGAUCUUGCCCUUGCUGUUGCAAAAGAGGAGAGGUUUGGCACUGCAAAUGACUAUAGAGCAAUGAUACUUAUGGAUAAGGAUAAGGAUGUUCGACGCCUAUCAUCUUAUGGAUGGAAAGAUAAUACAUCACUAAAAGUUAAACUUCCACGUCUUCGAACUCUAGUGUCACUUGGAACUAUUUCAUCCUCCCCAGACACGUUAUUGUCAAUUUUGACUCAAUCCAGCUACCUAACUGUUCUUGAGCUACAAGAUUCUGAAAUUACUGAAGUGCCAGCAUCUAUAGGAGCUCUGUUCAACCUACGUUACAUUGGCCUGCGCCGUACCAAGGUCAGAUCACUCCCUGAUUCUGUUGAGAAGCUCUUGAACCUCCAGACUCUAGACAUCAAACAAACAAAAAUAGAGAAACUGCCACGAGGGAUCUCUAAGGUUAAGAAGCUACGGCACCUUUUAGCUGACAGAUAUGCUGAUGAGAAGCAGACAGCAUUCCGGUACUUUAUUGGAAUGCAAGCACCUAAAGAUCUGUCGAACUUGGUAGAACUUCAGACUCUUGAGACUGUGGAAGCCACCAAGGACUUGGCUGAACAGCUGAAGAAACUGUUGCAGCUAAGGACUGUGUGGAUUGACAACAUUAGUGCUGCUGAUUGUGCAAAUAUUUUUGCCUCCCUAUCAAAUAUGCCACUCCUUUCCAGCUUGCUUCUUUCUGCAAAGGAUGAAAAUGAGGCACUUUGCUUUGAGGCUCUCAAACCUAAGUCGACAGAACUUCAUAGGUUGAUUAUCAGAGGGCAAUGGGCUAAGGGAACCCUGCAGUGCCCGAUAUUUCGAGGCCACGGGAGACAUCUCAGGUAUUUAGCUCUAAGCUGGUGUCAACUUGGGGAAGAUCCAUUGGAGAUGCUCGCUCCACACUUGCCAAACCUCACAAAUCUGAGACUUAACAACAUUCAUAGUGCAAAGACUUUAGUUCUUCCUGAAGGAUCAUUUCCCAACCUGAAGAUGCUUGUCUUAAGGCAAAUGCCUAAUGUCAACCAGCUGGUGAUAGGAAAAGGUGCCCUCCCAUGUAUUGAAGGCCUGUACAUUGUGUCACUGGUGGAUCUGGAUCAGGUCCCUCAUGGCAUCGAAUCGCUUCACUCCCUGAAGAAGCUCUGGCUGGUGAACCUGCACAGGGGCUUUCUAACUCAGUGGAACAAGAGUGGGAUGCACCACAAGAUGCAGCAUGUUGUAGAGAUUCGUGUUUAGGCUGCAUUACUAUUCUUCUAUGCAUGUAGUACUUGCAACCAUCUCCAACAUAUUGUUACUCAGUCAUUCACAUCGUCGGCAGUGCUCCACACUUCAAUCUGAAUCAUAUUAAUGGUGACAGUAGCACAACUUAAUAAUUGUGAAAUGUUUUUGUUCAAUGUCUUGGGAAGCUGGCCUGAAUAUUUGUGCUGCCUAUUCAGUUGCUCUCUGCUUGAUUUUAUUGUAAGAACAAGUGCCAUAUGAAUUCAACUUGUUUUUGUCAAUAAUGCAUUCAAUAUUUUUCAUCUC
This is a messenger RNA of Setaria italica (foxtail millet), 3304 nucleotides long. Its product is annotated as disease resistance protein RPM1. The transcript is spliced from 3 exons. The record is from RefSeq and is a predicted model, not a curated record. Gene Ontology annotation, molecular function: ADP binding. The coding region runs from base 284 to 3016 and encodes 910 amino acids. NCBI's taxonomy places the organism in Eukaryota, Viridiplantae, Streptophyta, Magnoliopsida, Poales, Poaceae. Gene Ontology annotation, biological process: defense response to other organism.